AUGCGUAAGCUAAUUAGAUAAGGGGUUAGUUAAAUUGGAAUGUGGUUUUAAUAAUCGUUUGCUCGUUAGUAUCAAAAAAUAGAUGAAACUGAAAGUUCAAGUACUGUGAUUAAAACAAAACGAUCCCUGGUCAAAGAGCUAAUACGGUACAAAGUACCAUUUAACUUGGAAACCCAUCCAACACAAGUCAAAAGAUCUAAAAAUUAACAUUUCGUGGCAAGCUAUCAAUUAUUUCGAGAUUGAAAAAUCUUUUGCACCGUGCAACUGAAAGCGCGAUUUUUUCAAACACGUAAACCCUCGUCUUUUAGCGGACUUGAUGAUGGCCAAUCCCGUAAUGCCGCCAAACCCAGCCAUGUCCAUGCCUCCGAACAUGCCCCAGCCGGGGAUGCCUCCUCAGCCUGGCCUCCAGAUGGGUCUCCCGCCAGGUAUGCCCGGAGGAAUUCCAGGAAUGCCCAUGGGCCCAAUGGGGGGAAUGGGAGGUCCCAUGAUGCCCAAUGGUCCUCCUCACAUGGCCAUGUUCCCUAAUCAGUUGAGACUAGACAUGCGGAUCGAUGAAAUGAAUCGACGACUCGAAGCCUUCUCCCAAAGUCGAGUAAGUCCAAUAUCAAUAAAAGACCGAGUAGAGACGCCGAUCGUAAUUUUACACUAAAGGACAAACUUUAUCCCUAAGGAGUUCAUUUUUGCCUAGGAAAAUGUCAAAAACAGGAAUACCGAUGGAUUAUCCAGUUUAGUAUUAGCUAAACCAUUUUUAUUUACAAUCAAAGAGAUAAUGUAAUAUAAUCCCUCCAUUGACAUUCGAAACACACAAAAUGUAUAGUACUUUCUUCCCGCUUUUAUCAUUUCAGACAGGAUUUUGGAGAGACGAGCUUGGAAAAAAGUUGAAAAAUUUAUAAUUCAAGUACGUUGAACAUUAAAAACUGAAUCAAAUAUAAAUUUACAUACCUUGAAUGCCUCAUUCCUUGCAAUGACACUGAGCUAUGCGUAGUUUGCGCUACGAAACAACAUUUUUUCUUGCAAUGACAUAUUUUAUAAAUUCGACAGAAUUCUGUCAAAAAAAUUCUUUUAUUUUUUCCAAUCGUUUUUUUGCAGGUGAAUCUGAAUCCGGAUCAUGUUCAACAAUGGUGGGACGCGUUUUCCAACGAGUUCUUCGAACCAGAGAGUUACAUCACCUAUUCGAUACUUGAGAAUCGACCGGAAGGUCUUUUUCCGAAGAAAUACUGUAAGUUUUCAAGAGUUUUAAUUUUCUUUAACCGUUUUAGAGGAAAGCAAAAGGUUUAGAGACAAUAAGACAUAAUUUAUAGUGUAUUAGAAUCAUAGAAGUUAUGGAAUCCAAUAACUUUUUGUCUUAUUUUAGCCAUUAGUCGAACCUUGAUCCCCCGUCUCUUCAUGACCUACAUGAACUCAGUAACGGAUAUGAAAUUUCAAAUUAAAAGUCAACAGGAAAGGUUCUGUGCCAAUGGAAACGGAAUUGCAAUGGGCGUGGCUUUAGAUGCGGAGGUCGAUUGGAUCAUGAACAUGGAGAAGCCGGUGAAGAUCAACAUCACAGCAAUGUCCAAGUUCUUUGUCGAAUUCGGAAUGUUUGAUGAGACAUUCAGCUAUAGGAUACGGCAUUUAUUUGUGGAAAGUAAAUAUGCGCAAGAAACACCGACAGAAUCUGAUCAGGUACCUUUUUUUUAUUUGUGUGAUGAGUUUAGUGUCUUUCAACUCGAAUAGCUUUUAUGAAGAAUGCUUUCGAUAUUUUAUCGGACAUGCAACCUUGAUUCACGUUUUUAGACCAGAAAAAAAUUUUUUUAAAUUGAUUUUUAUUUACUAUUCCUUUCAGAAAUACCCUCCUCAAACAGUUUGCGGCAUCCCACGGCCGGUAAUGGAGCUCCUCAAAAACGCUGAGAUCCUGGAGCCAAUGCGGCAACUGAUGGCAGCGAGCAAAACAUUCAAUAACACACCUCGAGAGAGUCUAAAAAAGGUAUUAUUUGAUAUGCACCAGACCAAAGAUAAGAUGCAGAGUCGGAUGAAUGUCCCACAACAAAUGCAACCGCAGCCAGUGGAAGAACCGAAAGCCAAGACAACAAGGAAAAGGUCGCGGAAGACAGCAGCGAAUGGAACAGCACCUCAGGCAGCAGGAGGAGGAGGAGGAGGAAGGAAAAAAGGAGGCUCGGCAGCUCAAGCUGGACCUUCUGGACCUCCACCAAAUGGAGUUGGAAUGCCCGGACAACCAUUCCCGCCUGGGGUAAGUGAAGUAUACUUUAAACAGCAGAUUAAUUUGAACCUUUAUAUUAACUAUAGUGAAACAGUUCUUAAGACCUCUGCAAUAUUUCCUUUCAUUAGCACUUGGUCUCAAAAUUACUAUGUUUUUACUAAUCAUUAAGGGAACGCAAGUUAUUUGAGAAUAUUCUGUACAAAUUACACCUUAUUCAGCAAAAUUAGAGGGUUUUGUUUGGGGUUUGAAAGAAAUUAGUUUGAUUGAACACUAAGAAUGUUUGACUAAUGAAAACAAUCCGUAUAUAUAUCAAGUAUAAGAUGGCGCGGCUGUUAGUUUGAUAAGCCCAAUAUUGCUGGAGUCCUUGCGGUGGCAUUCAGAUGGCGUUUGAGGUAUUUUGGAGUAGAUAUAGUUGUAGUGUAAUAGCUUGAGUCUGGCUUGUCUUUCUUUGCCUAAAUUAACGUCGAUUUGUUUCAGUACAACAAUAUGCAGAUGCCCCACGAAGUUAUGACAGUUGCGGAACCCUCAAUGAUGGGAUCAGACUACAUGGGAGAGGACGAGCGUCAAAUCGCGAGGGUAGAGAACUCCCAGUAUGAUCAAAAUGCCAAUAAUAACAUGCAGAGUCUGGAUGUUAUGGGGCAGCCAAACCCAAUGGGAAUGGGAAUGCCUCCAAAUGGACUCAUGAUGCCUCCCAAUUCGAUGAACGGAUCAUGA
Bursaphelenchus xylophilus (pine wood nematode) is the source of this 2911-nucleotide messenger RNA. The record is from the annotation of a GenBank genome assembly. NCBI's taxonomy places the organism in Eukaryota, Metazoa, Nematoda, Chromadorea, Rhabditida, Aphelenchoididae.